Benincasa hispida (wax gourd) is the source of this 2393-nucleotide messenger RNA. Its product is annotated as 2-oxoglutarate (2OG) and Fe(II)-dependent oxygenase superfamily protein. The record is from RefSeq and is a predicted model, not a curated record. Gene Ontology annotation, biological process: collagen metabolic process. Gene Ontology annotation, molecular function: iron ion binding; L-ascorbic acid binding; oxidoreductase activity, acting on paired donors, with incorporation or reduction of molecular oxygen. NCBI's taxonomy places the organism in Eukaryota, Viridiplantae, Streptophyta, Magnoliopsida, Cucurbitales, Cucurbitaceae.
UCCAAACAUUAUCGAACUGACAGCUUGCAAUUAUUUCGGACAAUUUCCCAAUAGGUUCAUCAAUGGCGCUGGGUACUGGAGCUCCUACGCGGUACAUCGAUAUUGGAUAUUUCGUGUGCCUGUAGCCGGGUAUCGCUUUGGGUAUUCUUGUAUCCGAAUUCAUUUGAUCUCCAUUUGUCACUUCUUAGUUCUUGGGAUCCUUAGAAUUGACGCUAUAAUUUCGAUAUUCAAGGGCAUUUUGUUCGAUUACUGCCAUUGAAGCUAGAAGAGACGGAGAAUUGGACCAAAAUGGGAGACGAAGUGGAGAGCCGGCGGCGGCGGCGGCGGCGUCUUAUUCUGGAAAAUUUCUUAACCCGUGAAGAAUGCAGGGAACUGGAGUUCAUUCAUAAGAGCUGCUGUACGGUGGGUUAUAGACCAAACGUCUUCUCCACCACUCUUUUGCAUCUUGUUGCUACUAACUCUGCUCAUUUGAUCAUGCCUUUUGUUCCAAUUAGAGAGAGGUUGAAGGAGAAAGCGGAGGAAUUCUUUGGUUGUCAUUAUGAACUCUUUGUCGAGUUCACUGGCUUGAUCAGCUGGACCAGGGGAGCAAGCAUUGGAUGGCAUAGUGAUGAUAACAGACCCUAUCUAAAACAACGUGACUUUUCAGCAGUGUGUUACUUGAAUAGUUAUGGAGUUGAAUUCGGAGGUGGGCUGUUUCACUUUCAGGACGGGGAACCAGAAACUAUCUCACCUUUUUGUGGAGAUUGUGUGAUGUACACGGCUGACAGCGACAAUGUUCAUUCUGUUGAUGAGAUAACCAAUGGAGAAAGGCUUACACUGACAUUAUGGCUCACCCGUGAUAGUUCCCAUGAUGAAGAUUCAAAACUCCUUUCCCUUCUUUCACAAAGCCAUUUGCACGAUCGUCUUCCUGACUCACGCCUACCGCAGCCUCCAUCCUGUAAUAUGUAUUGGUUUUCACUGGAAGACGAUCCAAAUUUCAAGUCCGGUUUUGAUAUAUGCUGGGCAAGACUGCAUGCGCUUGGAUACGAUAUCUAUUUUCGUGGGGACCAUAGUUUUUCAGAGUAUCCAGAUUUAUUCUCACGGGACGUACAAUUAGUACAGGGAAAUAAGUUAUUCUUUCAGGAAUUUGAGAACAUCCUGCAUUUGCUUCAGGUAGUGCAGUUCCUGUGUUGGAAAGGCAAAGAACUUGAUUCUACCAACAUCAAGGAGGAUUCAAGCUAUGCAGAAUAUUUAUCCCCAAAGAGGAAUGUGGGAGUCAGUUACUUUAAAUCCGAGUUUUCGAAGGAUGAUGUGUUGGCCGAAUCGGUCUUCUCAUCUGCUACUUCUGAUGGCAAGGAGAACCAACACUGGCUGGGGUGGGACAAGCUUGCUGCUGCUGCAGCAGCUUGGGAAGAUUAUGCUUCCAUUUUAAGGAGAGAACUCCUUGGGAGCUUGAGCUAUUGGAGAAACAGUCAAUCCAUAUACAGUGUUUCACUUAGUAGCUGAAUCUCCCAUUUGUGAUAAAGUAACCAUCCCAAAUGCUAGAAGUAGCUGAGCUUCAAGGUUAGUUGUGGGACUUUGUAUUGCUUAACUAGAGUUUAUUGGAUCCUUAAUGUUAAAAGGUUAAAAAUCAUUUUUAGUCCCUAAACUUUCAUAAAAGUAAUAAUUUAGUUUAUGAACUUUGGUUUGUAACGAUUUGGUCCUUGUAUUUUCAAUUUUGUAACGAUUUAGUUCAUGAACUUUACUACGUAAUAAUUUAGUCCCUGUAUUUUAAUAUUUAUAACGAUUUAGUCCUUAUUGCAAAAAUUAAUGUUAAAAUUUAAUGAGAUUUCUUGGAUAAAUAAACCGAUAAACUAAUAAGAGAAUCAAUAUUUUUAUAAAAUAUAAAGUCUACAUCAUAAAACAAUAAAAGUUGACUUUUAAUUUUGGUGAACUUUUUUACACAAGGGACUAGAUUGUUACAAAUUUAAAAGUACAAGGACGAAAUUGUUACAUGUCAAAGUUGAGGGACUUAAUUGUUAUAAAAUUGAAAGUACAAAGACUAAAUCGUUAAAAACUAAAGCUCAGGACUAAAUUGGUACUUUUAUGAAAACCUAGGGACCAAAAGUGAUUUUUAACCUUAAUGUUAAAGAAUAAUGGAAACAACCACUUUUAAAACAGAAAAGAGGUUAUCUCAUUCAUUUUUCUAUUAGAGACUGAAUCUCUCAGCAACUUGUGUUGAUUUUCUUUGGUUCUCAGCACAUGGGUUGUUUAUGUAAAUCAAUAAAUAGUAGUAGAAGCAGGUUAGAAAAGAUUACAGAAAAAACAUGACUUGGAAAAGGCUGAGAGAGUAGAUGAGUUUGAAUGAGAAAGGUUUCCUGUUACUUCUUAGGAGUGGAUGUAAGCAUUAAAACGUUGAACCUUCAUUUUCUUCA